CUGCAGCGCCAUUUGACGUUCGAGCGGCUUUGGAAACUUCAAUUCCUCUUGGAGAACGUGUGUUUUUCUGGUAAAUUCUCAGUUUUUUCUUGGAUUCUCCUUUCAUUUUUAUGUUUAAAACCAAGAAGGACCCCUGCAAAGUGACUGCUUGCAAAAUCCAGACGUGUCUCAAAGAGAACAACUUCCAGGAGAGUGCGUGCUUGGAGGUGCUGGAGGAGAUGCGCCAGUGCUGUCUGAAGUGGCACAAGGAGUCACUCUGCUGCUCGGGCAUCAAAUUGGAGAAGAGCUACUUGGACAGGGCGGAGAAAUGAAGGAGCUGCCGUACGGCCCCAAAAGCGCCCAGCCGCGCCGGACGUUGAUCAGCAAAUACCCGCGAGCGUUUGUCAUCAUCGGCUGCACCGUGUGCACACUAUUCCUGUUCUCGCGGCCUCUGUACGACGCCUUCAUCCGCACAGAUCGCGUGCCGCACCCAAAGUGGGGCCC
Molecule: messenger RNA, 483 nt
Organism: Phlebotomus argentipes
Lineage: Eukaryota; Metazoa; Arthropoda; Insecta; Diptera; Psychodidae
Product: cx9C motif-containing protein 4
Exons: 2
Coding region: 111-311 (66 amino acids)
Cellular component (GO): mitochondrial intermembrane space
Source: RefSeq, a predicted model, not a curated record